Molecule: messenger RNA, 2148 nt
Organism: Hemicordylus capensis (graceful crag lizard)
Lineage: Eukaryota; Metazoa; Chordata; Lepidosauria; Squamata; Cordylidae
Gene: CHAC2
Product: ChaC glutathione specific gamma-glutamylcyclotransferase 2
Exons: 3
Coding region: 173-838 (221 amino acids)
Biological process (GO): glutathione catabolic process
Cellular component (GO): cytoplasm
Molecular function (GO): gamma-glutamylcyclotransferase activity; glutathione specific gamma-glutamylcyclotransferase activity
Source: RefSeq, a predicted model, not a curated record
GCCUCUGACCCUGCUGCUCCCCCGGCUGCUUUAGGCUGCGGCCAGCGACGGGCAGGCGCGCGGCGUGCCCACGUGGAAGCAGGAGCCCUGGUCGGGCGAGGCUGCCGCUGGGCACGGGCGGUGCGUACACUACAAGCCCCAGGGUGCUUUGCUGAGCGAGCGCCUGGGAGAAAUGCAGCGGAGCUUCGGCGGCGGCGGCAGCAGCAGCAGCCCCCAGGGCCGCCCCCUGCCUCCCUAUUCCCGGGAGAGCGAAGCAGAGAGCGGCGGGGCGAGGAACAUGUGGGUGUUUGGCUACGGCUCCCUCAUCUGGAAGGUGGAUUUCCCCUACCAGGACAAGAUGGUCGGGUACAUCACGGGCUACAGCAGGAGGUUCUGGCAAGGCAGCACCGACCACCGCGGCGUGCCCGGCCAGCCUGGAAGAGUGGUGACACUUAUUGAAGAUCCUGAGGGCUGCGUAUGGGGCGUUGCGUACAAACUGCCACUAGGACAAGAAGGCGAAGUGAAAGCAUAUCUCGAUUUCCGAGAGAAAGGUGGAUACAGGACUACAACUGUCAUUUUCUAUCCCAAAGAUCCCUCAGUGGAGCCGUUUGAUGUGCUGUUGUAUAUUGGAACCUACGAGAACCCUAACUACCUCGGACCAGCGCCUCUAGAAGAAAUUGCCACGCAGAUUGUUAAUGCAGUUGGUCCCAGUGGAAGAAACACAGAAUAUCUGUUUGAACUCUGCAAUUCCCUCAGGGAUCUCGUACCAGAAGAUGUAGAUGAACAUCUUUUUACUUUAGAGAAACUCGUAAAGAAGCUCUUGGAACAGGAACAAAACCAAAAGCUUAAUUCCAUAUAGAAAUCACCUUGUCUCUUCAUCAUCAGAAUAACGGUUUCAUUGACAACAGGUGUAUAUGAUUUGUUUCAUCUGGACUUUUAAGAUAUUUUUCAUGUUUCAUUCAGGGCACUAUUGUUAUUGAUCAGUAGAAAAUUAUGUUUAAAGCUAUGUUUUAAGGAGUUUAAGGGGAUAGGAGCUUUGAAUUUUGGUUAAAAGUUUAAAAAUGCUUCUCUCUCAAUUUUUCUCAAAUAUGAUGAAAUUAAGGCCUUUUUUGAGGGAAAGCUUUCUUGGUUUCAAGUUUUUUAGAUUAUUUUUUCCUUCUAAAAAUGUAGUUUGGGACUCAAUCCAGCACUCAGACAAUGGAUGCAAUCCUAUUCAUACUUAUGGGGAAGUAAGCUCUCUUGAACAAAGUGAGACUUGCUUCUGAGUAAACAAGGAUUGGGCUGCAUUGGAUUUUGGCCACAAUCCUCAAGUAGGGCCAGUUGAUGUUGGCUUGUAGAUUAUAGCACCAGCGUUGAAAUCCUAUGCACAUUUAUUACUAGGGAAUAAAUCCCAUUGAACCAGUGGUACAGUACUUACUUCCAAGUAGCCAUGUACAGAACUGUGCUGUAAGCAGCAGUGUAUCUGUGCAAGGACUGGAUCCUUUAUACAGCUACAAUAGAAAUGCUUUAAUAACAGCACAUUACAGGAUAUUCAUCAUUUAGUUCAUCUCCAUGGACUCAAUGGUUCUGUUAUUUUAUAUAGUACUAUUUGCCUUUUGAUAAAACGAGCAAAUAGUUAUGCAUGAAGGAAACUGCACUUUCCUUUUAAGAUGCUCAUAGUGUCAAGAUCUUUAGAAACGUGCAACUCAAACUACAUUGGUGCCUUUUAAAAAAAAACACAAGACAUUUCAAAACAUACUUAAAAGUAACUGGGAAUAUGACUUGAAUCUACAAUAGCAAGAAUGUUCUGAAACUCCCAACCUUAAAUCAGUAGGCAUAACAUUUUCAGAAAUAUUUAAAUGAGCUGGGAACAGAUGGCCACAGGCUUGAAGUUGUCCACAUGACCUGAGUUCCAGAAGUUAGCACCACACAAGAGCGCAAUUGACCAAAUUCUCUACAGCCAAAAUAGCACUGAGGUCAGUGGUUUCUAACCCCUUGCUUUAGAGCAAUUCUAGUAGCCAAGUGCGGACAUAAUGCUAUGUGAGCCCACAUAGUAUGCAAGAGAACAGAAGUAGGUUUUGGUCUCACAUGCUCUCCCUCCUUCCAUUUUCAACAUGAAUUCUCCACUUCUUUUUCCUUGUUGACUUUUUAGGCAGGUGGACUCACCUUGCCUUUUCCCAAUUUCCAUCU